Molecule: messenger RNA, 1784 nt
Organism: Scaptodrosophila lebanonensis
Lineage: Eukaryota; Metazoa; Arthropoda; Insecta; Diptera; Drosophilidae
Product: phospholipase A2 inhibitor
Exons: 1
Coding region: 48-1469 (473 amino acids)
Cellular component (GO): extracellular matrix
Molecular function (GO): protein binding
Source: RefSeq, a predicted model, not a curated record
AACGCCUGGGAGUGGCAACAACCCAAAGGUAACCAAAGCUAGUGAGAAUGAUUAGCGUGCAGCGUCUGAACUUUGUCUUAUGGCUCUUGCUUUCGGUCUCCUUUCUCGGUGAAACUGUGCGGGGCGAGAAUAUAGAUGCUGAGGAGGUAGAUCGUUUUUGUUAUCCGGAUUUGUUGCGCAACUCGCGACUCUCGUGCGAGUGCAGCAGCGUAAAUGCCGCGCCAUGGGGCAUGCGAGCCCUGCAUAUCGAUUGCAGCUACAAGGAUUACAAGUCGAAGGAUUUAUCGGAGCUGUUGCCGCUCUAUAUAGACAGUCUGGAUCUGUCCUGGAACACACUGGAUCUUGUGCCCCAAUUCAGCAGUGAUACCCUACGGCAGCUCAAUCUUAUGCACAACAACAUAAGCGGCAUAACGUCAAACAACUUUGCCCAGCUGGGCAGUCUGCAAGAGCUGCAUCUUAGUUGGAACAGCAUUCAGUGGCUGGCAGCGCAGGCCUUUGCCAAUCUCCCCCACUUGCAGGUGCUGGAUCUAGGCCAUAAUAAUUUGCAAGUGCUGCCAGCGCAAAUAUUUGCUCCACUCCUGGUGCUCACGACACUCGACUUGGCCUGGAACAGGCAGCUCAAUCAGACAGUGGAGCUGCAGGCGAAAGACUGGUACAAUAGCUAUGGCAUUAACAAUAAACUGGGCACUUUGCGCCUGGACGCCUGCAACCUGAGCACGCUGGUGCUGCCGACGGCAGCGCCCCUAAAGCAUUUAAGUUUGCGACGCAAUCGGUUUACGCGUGUACCUCCCCAGCUGCCCGCAACUCUCCAGCAACUGGACAUGAGCGACAAUCUACUGGAGAUAUUGCUUCCCACAGAUUUGGGAAAUCUAACACAGCUCCAGCAGCUCACUAUGGAGGACAUGCCUGUGCUGGAAAGCAUUGCCGCCAAUGCGCUACAGUCGCUCGAUAUGCUGGAGGUGGUUAGUCUACAAAACAGCCGCCGACUCAGCUCCAUUAAUGACGUGGCCUUUGGAUCGAACAAAUCGUAUUGGCCGCCAUUGCGGCGGCUUAUUUUUCGUGGCACUAUGCUGCGUACUUUUAAUGCCACCCUAUAUCCGUUAUUUGCACAACUUGACGAACUGGACCUCAACGGCUUGCCCCUGCAUUGUUACUGCGAACUAGUGUGGCUGAAAGAUCUGACCAUCGAGACUAAUGGUCGAUGCUAUAAGCCAUCGAGUGUUCGCGGCAUGCUCGUGAGCUCAGUGCGCCGUGAUUAUUUCAAAUGCGAUAGCUGGCCCCGUUGGCUUUACGGAUUAAUGGUAUUGGGUCUCAUUUCCCUAAUGGCCGCAGGCGCGUACCUAGUCGUUAUGGGACUGCGACCUCAUCGGGGCGUUACAAUGCGUCGCAAAGUGGGCGCUGGCAGCCCCUAUGCCCGGGUAACCAUCGAGCCCAAUCGACAGGAGAACAACUUUUCAGCCGUAGACUAAGUAAUAGAUUUAAUAAAGAAUCAAGCUGUAUAUUGGAUAAGUAAGCCCGAUCCCUUCCAGUACAUUCAUGGAUAAAAGCGAAAAACAUUUCAUUUUUUGCUAUUCAUGCUUAUAGUGCCUAUAAAUGAUCAUACCAUUGUAUAAAUUAUUAAUCUGUCUGUACGGUAUUUGUUUCUACCAAUACUUCAUCCAUAGCAAUGGAACCACUUCUUUAAAUAGAAAUAUGUAUAUAAGUCGCGCAUUACCUAUUCCAUAUACAUAACUGUCAUGGAAACUGUAGGUCCUAAGUCAAUAAACUAAUACUAUGCUUUGUAA